This is a messenger RNA of Pseudo-nitzschia multistriata, 1511 nucleotides long. NCBI's taxonomy places the organism in Eukaryota, Bacillariophyta, Bacillariophyceae, Bacillariales, Bacillariaceae. The record is from the annotation of a GenBank genome assembly.
ACUUAUCAGCAUCAUAGAACAAGUAGAACAGGCAAAAGAAAAGCAUUUUAAAAUCCCUUUUUUAUCGCCGAUAUAACAAAGAGGCUUCUUCGUCACAAAGAAUCAUGUCAAUUUCUGAAACAACAACCCCAACAUGGACAACAUCGCCAUGGAGCCAUUCGGUCAUCAUGUGCACUCUGUUGCUUUGGGGACUUUUCUUAAAUGAAAAUGUGCUAUCUGCGUCGGGGUUUGGACCAACGCGGACAACGAGAACAUCUUCGUUCACCAAUACCCAUGCUCUCGGAGGCUUAACGGUAGGGAGGAGAACGRUUGAUUCAUUGGGGUCGACAGCCGACGACGAAGCAACUGCCGAAGUUGAAAUUGCGGACGCAGCAAGUCUUCGUUCUGUAACUUUUUCAAACAUAAUGAAAGACCAAGAACCACAACUCUUGUGCAAUUUUCUGAUGGAGCUUGGAGCUGCCAGCACCUGCAUCGUGGAUGCAGACAGGGGAACCACCGACGAGAAGGCCAUUUUCGACGAAUUCGACGAGACCAGCAUGACUCGAACGGCGGUCACUACGCACAACUGGAACAACUGUCACGUUUCGGCUCACUUUCCCGCUUCGGUUUCACUAGAAUGGAUCAUGGAAAUUGUUCAGGAUACCUUUCCAAAUUUGCCGCGAUACGACAAAGUUACCAAAGUGGAAGACAAAGAUUGGGUCCUGCACGUUCAGAAAUCUUGGAAACCUAUUGUUUUACCGCCGUUUGUCUUGAGGUUCCCCUGGCACACGGACAAAGUGGUUGCAGAAGCACUGGUGGAGAACAAUGAUAACGACUUAACCUUGGACGAUGCCGUUCAGCUCGAUUUGCARGGAGGCAUUGCCUUUGGGACCGGCGAGCACCCCACAACCCAGUUGUGCCUGGAAUUCAUCCACAACGUGGUUCGUAGACCAAACAUGCUAGUUAUGGACUAUGGUGCAGGAUCAGGUGUCCUUGGAAUGGCGGCGUGCAAACUGGAACCCACCACCMGCGCGAUCGGUGUCGACAUCGAUGUCGAUGCGGUCCACAUUGCCAACGCCAAUGCGGAAACCAACCAGGUGAACAUGAAGAAUUACCUGAGCGACYUGGUGCAAACCAUUAGCGACAACGACGACGAAUCGACGAGCAUACGACUCCAAAAGGCCUACAGCAGUACAGGCAAGCAAGAGGUUGCAGAAUCCCUGCCGGAGGAUCUGAACGGGCCGAUCUACGACGCUUUAGCAGCGAAUAUCUUAGCUGCUCCCCUGGUGUCGCUGGCCCCAUAUAUAUCAAAGCUCCUCAAGMCCGGUGCUCCUAUGGGUUUGUCGGGCAUCAUGACCAGCCAAUCGGAUAUGAUAUUAGAGGCGGCAUAUGCCGAUUAUUUCGACGAUAUGAAAGUGGAGAAAGAAUUGGGUGGUUGGGUGCUGAUUACGGGAAAACGAAAGAAAGAGUAAAUUAGAAAAGGAACCAAUGUACAAAGCAUACAGCAAUAUGAAUAACACCACUUUMUGUUU